Molecule: messenger RNA, 6570 nt
Organism: Entelurus aequoreus (snake pipefish)
Lineage: Eukaryota; Metazoa; Chordata; Actinopteri; Syngnathiformes; Syngnathidae
Product: potassium voltage-gated channel subfamily KQT member 2-like
Exons: 19
Coding region: 100-2805 (901 amino acids)
Biological process (GO): potassium ion transport; transmembrane transport
Cellular component (GO): membrane
Molecular function (GO): voltage-gated potassium channel activity
Source: RefSeq, a predicted model, not a curated record
UCUGCAUCCAUCCUUGCGCGAUGCUCCAAUCGGACUGGGCCGCCGUCAGGGGAGUGUCUGCCGGAAGUCAGUAAACAUCGGGCUCGUCUCCCUUCCGUCAUGGUGCAAAAGUCGCGGAACGGCGGCGUGUUUCCAGGAGCCCAGGCCGACCAGAAGAAGCUGAAGGUCGGUUUCGUGGGUCUGGAGGCCGGGGGGACCGAGUCCAGCAGGGAUGGAGCUCUACUCAUUGCAGCUGAUGAAGGUCCUCGCCGGCAGCGCAGCAGCGUCUCAGGAGUCAGGAAGCCCCCCAAAAGAAACGCCCUUUACAGGCGGCUGCAGAACUUUCUGUACAAUGUCCUGGAGAGACCGCGAGGCUGGGCCUUCAUCUAUCACGCCUACGUGUUCCUCUUGGUCCUCUCCUGUCUGGUUCUGUCCGUCUUCUCCACCAUCCGAGAAUACGAGAAGAGCUCAGAGGACGCUCUCUACAUCCUGGAAGUGGUGACCAUCGUGGUGUUCGGGGUGGAGUACAUGGUUCGCAUCUGGGCUGCCGGGUGCUGCUGUCGCUACAGAGGCUGGAGAGGUCGACUAAAAUUUGCCCGGAAACCGUUCUGUGUCAUCGACAUCAUGGUGUUGAUUGCGUCCAUAUCGGUGCUGGCCGCGGGGACGCAGGGAAACGUCUUUGCCACCUCGGCUAUCCGCUCGCUGCGUUUCCUUCAGAUUCUCAGAAUGAUCCGAAUGGACCGACGGGGAGGAACCUGGAAGCUGCUGGGCUCCGUGGUGUAUGCCCACAGCAAGGAGCUGAUCACUGCCUGGUACAUCGGCUUUCUGUGUCUCAUUCUGGCCAGUUUCCUGGUUUAUUUGGCAGAGAAAGAAGACAAUGAGCAGUUUGAGACUUACGCAGACGCCCUCUGGUGGGGAUUGAUUACUUUGACAACCAUCGGUUAUGGAGACAAGUUCCCGAUCACCUGGAAUGGACGCCUGCUGGCAGCAACCUUCACUCUCAUUGGAGUGUCCUUCUUUGCCCUUCCAGCUGGCAUCCUGGGUUCUGGUUUUGCUCUAAAGGUUCAGGAGCAGCACAGACAGAAACACUUUGAGAAGAGACGUAACCCAGCAGCUGGACUCAUUCAGGCGGCGUGGAGGGUGUACGCCACAAAUUUGAGUCGCUCCGACCUGACGUCAACGUGGGACUAUUACGAGAGGACUGUGUCUGUCCCCAUGUACAGGUUAAUUCCUCCCCUCAAUCAGCUGGACCUUCUGAGGAACCUGAAGAACAAGUCAGGACUUUCAUUCAGGAAGGACGUCCAACCAGAACAGUCUCCUAGUCAGAAGGUAAGUCUGAAGGAGAGGGUUUUCUCAUCUCCACGCAGUUCAGGAACCAAAGGAAAAAAUUCUCCACAAAACGUGGUCCCAGUGGUUGGACCAGGAGUUGCUCCUGGAGUUCCUGGUGUCCCUGGGGGUGUUCAGGCCUUACGACGAUCCCCAAGCAUAGAUCCCAGUCUGGAGGACAGUCCCAGUAAGGUCCCUAAGAGCUGGAGCUUUGGAGAACGCAGCAGAACCAGACAGGCCUUCAGGAUCCGAGGAGCCGCUUCCCGUCAGAACUCUGAAGUUCUCAUAGAGAUGCAGGAUGAAGAGUUCAGACAGAAGAGCUCACCAGAUGCCAGUCUACCAGGAGAAGACUUGGCCGACGACAACAAGAGCUGUCACUGCGAGUUCGUCUCGCAGGACCUGACGCCAGGCAUAAAGGUCACCAUCAGAGCCAUUUGUAUCAUGCGCUUUAUGGUGUCCAAGAGGAAGUUUAAAGAGAGUCUUCGUCCCUAUGACGUCAUGGAUGUAAUUGAGCAGUAUUCGGCGGGACACCUGGACAUGCUAGCACGCAUCAAGAACCUUCAGUCCAGAGUGGACCAGAUCGUGGGCAGAGGAACACCAAUCACAGAAAAGGACCGACCCAAGGCAGCAGGGGAAGAACUACCCGAGGACCCAAGCAUGAUGGGACGACUGGGGAAGGUGGAGAAGCAGGUCCUGUCCAUGGAGAGAAAGCUGGACUUCUUGGUCAACAUCUACAUUCAGCGAAUGGGAAUCCCUCAGGCAGAGACAGACGCCUACUUUGGAUCCAAGGAGCCUGAACCGGCGCCGCCCUACCACAGUCCAGUGGAGCAGCUUGAGAAGAGCCAGUCCAGUCACAAGAUCCUCCAGGUGUUGCCAGGCGACAGUACGGACAAGAGUCAUUUUGGGACGAAGAUAGUCCGCUCCAGCAGUUCUAUGGGACACAGGAACUACAACACUGCCACCUGCACCCCCUCCACCUCAUGGCAGCCAAUCAGCUCCCACCUUCACCAGCAGGCCCCUCACUCUCCUCAGCGCAGCCAUGGUAACACACCAAGCCCGAAGGGGGACGCCUCGCUUGUUCGACUUCCGCCGCCUCCAGCAGGAGAACGACACGGCGGGAACCGUUCCCACCGCCACAACGCUGCAGAGCGCGGGGCGGCUGAGAGGCCCGAGAGAGGGGCAGAGUGCGCCGAUGGAGAAGGUAGACAAGAGGAGGAGAAGUUGGACAGCGACGCCUCUGCAUCCAUUCCGUCCGUAGACCACGACGAGCUGGAACACUCCUUUAGCGGCUUCUCCAUCUCGCAGUCCAGAGAGAACCUGGACUUCCUCAACAACGGCUUCUACUCAGCUGCCGCUAACCAGGGGGACCAUCGUGGGGUGGGCGGGGCUUCCUGCUGCACUACCAUUCGACCAUACAUAGCACAGGCCGAGUCGGACUCAGACUCGGAGCUCUGUGCCCCGUCCCCACACUCAGAUCGGGCCUGGACCGGAAACAAAUAGGGUAGUGUAAAGUGGGAAGAACCAGCAGAACUGUAAUAACAACAACAAUAAUAACAAUAAUAAUAAUAGAAAUGUGAAUGACAAAAACACCAGCUGGCGGAAGUGAGGCAAAAACGCACAGCUGGUUUCAUGUCAACUACACUAUAUUGCCAAAAGUAUUUGGCCACCCAUCCAAAUGAGCAGAAUCAGGUGUCCUAAUCACUUGGCCCGGCCAUAGGUGUAUAAAAUCAAGCACUUAGGCAUGGAGACUCUUUCUACAAACAUUUGUGAAAGAAUGGGCCGCUCUCGGGAGCUCAGUAAUUUCCAGCGUGGAACUGUCAUAGGAUGCCACCUGUGCAACAAAUCCAGUCAUGAAAUUUCAUCGCUCCUAAAUAUUCCAAAGUCAACUGUUGGCUUUAAUAUAAGAAAAUGGAAGAGUUUGGGAACAACAGCAAUUCAGCCACAAAGUGGUAGGCCACGUAAACUGACAAAGAGGGGUCAGAGGAUGCUGAAGCGCAUAGUGCAAAGAGGUCGCCGACUUUCUGCACAGUCAGUUGCUACAGAGCUCCAAACUUCAUGUGACCUUCCAAUUAGCCCACGUACAGUAUGCAGAGAGCUUCAUGGAAUUGGUUUCCAUGGCCGAGCAGCUGCUUCUAAGCCAUACUUCACCAAGUCCAAUGCAAAUCAUAGGGUGCAGUGGUGUAAAGCACAUCGCCACUGGACUCUAGAACAGUGGAGACGCCUUCUCUGGAGUGAUGAAUCACGCUUUUCCAUCUGGCAAUCUGAUGGACGAGUCUGGGUUUGGAGGUUGCCUGGAGAACGGUACGUUUCAGACUGCAUUGUGCCAAGGUGGAAAUUUGGUAGAGCAGGAAUUAUGGUGUGGGGUUGUUUUUCAGGAGACCAGCUUGGCCCCUUAGUUCCAGUGAAAGGAAAUUUGAAUGCUCCAGGAUAGGAAUGGGGUGGCACUUAAAAUUAAUAUGUGAGUCAAGGCAGGUGGCAAAAUACUUUUGGCAAUAUAGUUGUAUUGUCUCGCUUACAGGCAGACUGCACUGACAGGAUACACUCACUCCCGAUUAAUUCACAGCAGGGAUACACUCACUCCUGAUUGGUUGACACUGGUGUCUCCACAUGAAAUACAUUUUGUAAUUAUCUACACGUACUGUCACACAAAGACAAGCUUGUCGCCAUUAACUGUGUCGGUGUCAUGUCACACGGGCCUGAAGGUGGCAACAAUACACAGAACAAACUCCUAUCUAAACAUUUUAAAAACCGUGAUAGAAACUUUUUCAAUCAGUCUAACCUUCUGCCGAUGUCGCGGAUUCCCGCUAACGCUAGCAGCACUAAAAUGAACUAAAACCAAUUCUAAAGGCUAUUAUAAUCUCAUAUUAUGCUAAUUUAGCAUGGCUUUAUAUAUUAAAGAGUGGCGCUAAUGCUAACAAGUUCCACACCCUAAUUCCAAAUGUUAUAUAUUGACAAGUACUAGUGUAAAAUGGAGAAAUGUUUUUAAAAGCUAAUGCUAACAAUACUCGUGUAUGAGGUCACGUGAAACCAGCGACUGACAAACACAGGGGUGUCCAAAGUUUUUCCACUGAGGGCCGCACACGGAAAAAUUAAAGCAUGUGGGGGCCAUUUUGAUAUUUUUCAUUUUCAAACCAUAACAAAAUAUAUGCAUUUUUUAUUUAUUUUACCUUUAGGGGUCCCGGGGACCAUAAAGGGUCUAAGUCAUUGAAAUGUUAAAAAUAAGUCAGAUUUUUUUUAAAUUAUUAUUUAACGCUUACAGUAAAUCUCUAUAUCAACUUCAAGUUGAUAUAAAGUAAUACAAAUUGAAAAAAAAUGUUUUAUGGCUUUUCUGUCAAAAACAACUUAGUUUUUUUAUAGUAAAACUGAAAUAUGCAGUAUUUAGUAAUUAGAGCCCUAAAAGAUCAAUCAUGCAGGACACCAUUGAUUUUAAUUAUUUCAUAUUUUUGAGUAAUCACAGUGAAAAGAUAAAUAAAAAAUCACUAAAUAUAUUUGGGAUCCAAAAGGUGCCCCACUCAUAAAGUGAUACAUUUUUAUUAGGUUUUUCUUUUACUUUCAACACUUAAGUUACGAGAUCAACUUCAGAUAUAUCUGUCAAUUUUAUGCUGGAACUAUUAUUUUCUUUGUUUUAUGCGCUUUUGUCAAAGAAAACUUUGAUGUUUUUAUAUGGCUACUACACAAUAUAUGCAAUAUUUACCACAUAAAACAUUUUAAAGUGAAAUAUUUGAAGUAAUUGGAGCCCUGAAAAUACUUCAUUAUAACAUGGAUUUUUUGUCUUUUUUUUUUUUUUUUGAGCAAUGGCAAAAAAAGAAAAUGAAGACAAAAGAAAAAAAACAGCCUGCAUGGCAGCUUUUGUGUCAACAUUGCAACUUUUUCUCGUUAGAUUGCACCUCAUUCCACUUUUUUUAAUGUUCUUUUUUUUUUUUACAAUAGUAUUUCCAGAAUGUGUGGUGGGCCGGUAAACAAUUGCCCGGUUUUUGGACACAUUUUGGACACCCCUGAACUACAACAUAGCAAUAUCCAUGGUAUUACGUCAUCAUAAUCCUAAUGAUAUACAAUACAUGCAGCAUGUCAGCCAUUAAGUUAAUUUGCACUACUUAGGAAUGGAAUUAGAUUGUCACCAGCACUGCACUUCAACACCUGGCCAGCAGGGGGCGUCGUCACGUCCAGUCAAUGUUAUUGUAGCAGUGUUUUAUUUACAGUGGCUUCCACGUGUGACCAAUUGUACUCACCUGUAUUCACAUUAAAAGUUGCAUUGUUUCUUCUUCAUUGCUCAUUAACAACCACGCUUUAUUUGUUUUACAUUUUGAUUAUUUUCUAUGUAACAUGUCAGUUUGACAAACCAAGCUUUGUAACAUUAGUUUAACCUUUAUUUAAAACUUUGAAGAACAAGGAGGAUUUACAAUACACAGCCAAUUCCCACCGCCGCCAUUUUGGACCCGACUCAUUUCCUCUUGAACCUGCAAAAUCACAAGAGAGCUUUGAGGAUAACUCAUGUCAACAAGACCCCUAAAGCCCUUUUAAGAAGAAAAAAAAAGUACCUAGAUCCGCCGGAACGCUUCUUGUUCAAACCCAGGCGCUUCCUGUCUGCGAAGGACGGCCUGAAUAGCACACAAAUGUUAUUUUUAUUUGACUCAAGUUAGCCAUUAAAUAAAUGGUGUAUAAAAUUAAUAGAAAAAGCUAUGUUAUGGAGUUAUACAUUAAGAAAAAUCAACACUGGAUUACAGUAAAAUAAACAAUAUAAUAAAAUAACAUGAUUAAAGUAGAAAUGUAAUAAAAUAACUAUUUCUUUAAAUUAACAUAUGACCAUAAUAUAAUUAAUAGAUUAGUUAAUGAAGAAAUUCAUUCAUUCAUGAAUAUAUAAAAGAUGAGCGAAAACUUUCAAAUGUACCGAAAAUACACAAAAAGUGAUAAAUGUGACACUUACCCAGCUCUGUAAUGUUUGAGAGCUUUGUUGCUGACAUUUGUGAGCUCUUUGUCAAACGCUGACUUGCGCCCUCCUUUUCUUGCUUUCUGAUUUGCUGUUCAAGACAUGAGGGGCGUGGCAAAGUUCAGGCUAUGUGUUGGAAGCACAUUGGUCUGCUAUAGUGAUGUUUGUAUUCUAACCUUUAGAGGGCGCCUCCUCCUCAGCCAACACUCUCGCUCUCUUCGGCCGUCGCUCCCUCUUGGCGGCUCGCUCUGCGAACAUCUGAGCCUUCAGGAUCUCGAACUGAGCGCGGUCCUCAGACUGACACACACACACACACACACACAAACACACAGUGCUGC